This is a messenger RNA of Pistacia vera, 1338 nucleotides long. RefSeq names its product L-type lectin-domain containing receptor kinase IV.2-like. NCBI's taxonomy places the organism in Eukaryota, Viridiplantae, Streptophyta, Magnoliopsida, Sapindales, Anacardiaceae. The record is from RefSeq and is a predicted model, not a curated record. Gene Ontology annotation, cellular component: plasma membrane. Gene Ontology annotation, molecular function: ATP binding; protein kinase activity; carbohydrate binding. Bases 1 to 1338 code for a protein of 445 amino acids. Gene Ontology annotation, biological process: protein phosphorylation. The transcript has 6 exons.
AUGUAUGUCGGUUUCUCAGCAACAACUGGCACAAUUACAAGUGACCAUCAUAUUCUAGGAUGGAGCUUUAACAGAAGCGGACAAGCACAAAACCUUGAUUUCUCCAAGCUUCCUCCUGUUCCUGCACACGGGAAAGCAAGUAAGAAACGUGGACUACUAAUGAUUGUUUUGAUUGUAGUAGCAGUGGCUGUGUUGUUGAUAGUAGGCAUUAUAGCUGCUUAUAUUGUAUGGAAAAAAAAAUAUGAAGAAGUAUGUGAAGACUGGGAAAGGGAAUAUGGUCCUCAAAGGUUCCCCUACAAGAAUCUCUAUAAAGCAACCAAAGGUUUCAAGGACAAAGAACUUAUUGGAAAAGGAGGUUUUGGAAAGGUUUAUAGAGGCGUCCUUCCUUCUAAUGAACAAAUCGUAGUCAAGAGAGUCUCUCACGAUUUGAAACAAGGGAUGAAGGAAUUUGUGGCUGAGAUUGUUAGCAUGGGAAGGCUAAGAGGAAUAGCUUCUGGCCUUCUUUACCUCCAUGAAGAAUGGGAACAAGUUGUCCUACAUAGAGAUAUAAAACUGGGUAAUGUUCUACUGGAUGCCGAACUAAAUGGGAGGUUAGGUGAUUUUGGCCUAGCUAAACUAUAUGACCACUAUAGCAAUCCGCAAACCACUAACCUUGUGGGAACUGUAGGUUAUUUGGCUCCAAAGCUCAUUAGAACUGGAAAGGCAACUACCAGCACAGAUGUAUUUGCUUUUGGGGCUUUCAUGCUUGAGGUGGCUUGUGGAAGGAGGCCUAUAGAGCAACAAGGUUAUGGAGUGUUCACCGUUGUGGUGGAUGCUGCAGUUUCUGAUAGCAUCACACGAGGACAAGGGCUAAAAUGCCCAGAGACCAUACUAUCUGCAGUAUGGGUUGCCAAUCGAGAUCAGCCCUUAACUGGUAAGUCAACCAUACUUACCAUCAACAGUGACGGAAGCCUUGUCAUUGUGGAUGACAAGAUCAGUUACAGGAGUUUUGAUUAUACUUUGGAUGCCUUUCUUCUUGGAAUGGAGAUUGGUUAUUGCCGAAAAACAGGAAAAGUAUGGUCAUUAACAUCAUGGAAAGAUGAAGAAGACCCUAGUGUUGCCGUUGCUGUAAUGAAAAUGGAUCCAAAGCAACCGAAGGAGCUUUAUCUUAUAAGGGGCUCUAAAAUGUCACACCCCCUCCCGAGUAUCCCUAUCCCACCAAAUCCGGGCGCUCCAGGAGACUCAGGAUCUCAAAAGGAAGUAUCUGCCCUGAGAUAUUUAUAUGCAGCUAUCAGUGCCUACAUGGUUUUGUACCCUCAGAAAGCUAGAAAGAGCAAGAUAUAUCAGGUGGUUGUUUGA